Lates calcarifer (barramundi perch) is the source of this 1179-nucleotide messenger RNA. Its product is annotated as CD48 antigen. The coding region runs from base 114 to 920 and encodes 268 amino acids. NCBI's taxonomy places the organism in Eukaryota, Metazoa, Chordata, Actinopteri, Centropomidae. The transcript is spliced from 8 exons. The record is from RefSeq and is a predicted model, not a curated record.
CUUGUUUGUGGCACAAACCUAGCCUCUCUGUAGCCACACUGGGCAAAUGAUUUACGUCAUUGAAAAGGAAGUCUCUAAGUCCUUGUGCUCUUCCUCCGUGUGCCUUAGUUACGAUGAGCCGUCUACUGGUCCUCAUUUCUUGCUUCCAAGUUGUACUAGCUGAACCCUAUGCGGUCAUCAGUGGAUACCUUGGGGACAACGUUACCUUGCCCUCCAGAGCAGACCGAUCGUGGCAUCUUUCCAAAAUUGAGUGGUCGGUAUUCACCAACAACACUUGGAUUGCCACCUAUCGCAAUGGGAAGACAAACAUUGAGCGUAUCAGUCAGUUUAAAGGGAGACUCAGUCUCAAUAUCACUUCAGGAGACUUGAUGAUCCAUGGACUAACCAAAGAAGAUUGCAUGGAAUACACUGUGGACCUCAUCAAUACAGAGAAAACCAGCACCGUAAACAAGCUCAGGCUCCAAGUCAAAGAACACCUUCAGAAACCGACCAUAACAACACUCUUCAGCACGCCUGAAAAAGGAGGCUGUUGGAUGGGGCUGCACUGCUCUUCUCCAGAUAGAGGUGUUAACUUCUCCUGGCAGGUUAUACCUGACACCAGGGCUGCCUUCAGUAUGUGGGAUCCUAGUGGAAACCAUGGAGUUUUUCUAGCAUUCCUCAACACCACCUCAAAGCUCAACUUCACCUGCACCUCCAGCAGAACUAUGGAGAGCACCUCAAGUACUGUCACUCCACAGUGUAAUGCAGGUGACAAGCCAGAACCGCAGCUUGAUUGCAGGGACAGAUGUGGUCUCUGUUUUUUACUUGGAGGUGUCAUAAUGGGAACUUGCAUAAUAAUAGUUUACAUUUUCAGAGAAGAAAUCAAAGCUGCAUGGAAAUACCUUAGUGACAAAUUUUGUCCGUCCACAAUUCCAUCAUAAUCUAAAGGAAAUGACCAAGUUUCUCCAUCCUUCCUGCAGUUGGCUUCUAUAAAAGACAAGUGAAAAGACGAUAGAGUGAUGACAACUAUAUCUGUGAUGAGAAAAUUGGAGGUGUAUUUAUUUAUGAACCCAAUAAUGUAUGUAUCGUGUACAUUUUUGACGUUUGUUUGUUUGUCCAUUCUUCUGUUGCGCUCUUGUUUUUCCAUUUCUCUAGUUGUGAUAUUUAGUGGAACUGUCUUUUCUUCCUUACAUUUUCUGU